CACUACUCCGUCAAUAGUUGCGAAUUUUAUUUUAAAUGCAAAAUAGUAAAUUUGAACUAAAUUGGAUCCAUUUUAACAUAGAUCGGUUAGCAGCGACGAUUGUAGCCAUUUAGUAUCAUUUCAAUGAAACAUGGAUUAAAAUAUAUACCCUACUUGAUACAUCAGGAUGACUGACCAAAGUCCUCAGAAAAGCCAUAACACAGGGACCGCCGAAGAUAAGUUGGAUUUGUAUGACCUGAUUGGGGGUAGUUGGCCCCCUGCACCUCGGCCACCCGAGCACCCUGAGUAUGGGUCGGUGCCUAGCAACAGACGCACUAUGCAGCACUCAUCCCCACAUGAAAGAGUGAAAUCCGUCAAUAUCAUCAACCACCUGGCUCCAGAGAAAAGAAGAAUCAAACCUACCACUGCAAAUACUGCUUCUACAAGUUCUGAGGAACGGCCAAAAAGCAAAAUGGUUCAUGAGCCAAAGAAAAUUGAAACUGGAAUUCUAGUUGAUGUGUGCAGCGGAGAGGGACCCGAAGAGUUGUACGACUCGCCAGUGCUCGGAUCCCCGAGGGCGGUUCCUGCGCAAAGGCCUUCACCCCUACACCUACAGGAAGACAUAGGCGUGGGGUCUCUGGUGGAGGUUGCUACAGAUGUGGAUCAGCAGUAUUAUGGAGUUGUCAGGUGGAUCGGGAUUAUUGAUGACACGGCGACAGCGGGUGUGGAACUAGAGCAAAGUGUGUGCGGUCUAGGCGACGGCACGCGCGGUUCCGCGCGGCUGUUCUCGUGCGCGCCAGGGCGAGCGCUGUUUGUGCCGCUGCCGCUGUGCCGCCGCGAUGCAAGGUUCCGAGAUACGCCGCCACCUGACACAGCGCGGUCUGACCCGGACCCGCACCUAGACCAGCCGGACUGCCCGCUGGUGACGGGCGUGGUGCCGCCGCUGAGCUCGCUGGGCGAGCUGGCGGGCAAGAACCGCGGCAUCCAGGGCCACCACAACUCGUGCUACUUGGACGCCACACUCUUCGCCAUGUUCACGUUUACCAGUGUCUUCGAUGCGCUGCUGUAUCGCCCACCCGAGCCAGAGGAUUCGCCGCACUACCUGGAGGUGCAGCGCGUACUCCGCGAAGAAGUGGUGAACCCGCUGCGGCGACACGGCUACGUGCGCGCCGAUCGCGUCAUGCGAUUGCGAACUCUGCUCGAGCGGCUCUCCGACGUGCCCGGGCUCACCUCCGAGGAGAAGGACCCAGAAGAGUUCUUAAACGGCCUAGUCGCUCAGUUACUGAGAGCCGAACCAUUCCUUAAGCUAUCCUCAGGACAGGAGGCUUUUUGCUACCAGCUGUUCGUAGAAAAAGACGAGCAGAUCACGUUGCCCACCGUACAACAGUUGUUAGAGCAGUCCUUCGCUACCUCUGGUGUGAAGCUUAGUGAGGUACCGGCUGCAUUUAUAAUUCAAAUGCCAAGAUUUGGCAAGCAAUACAAAUUGUACCAACGAGUGUUGCCUUCACCACUGCUCGACGUGACUGAUCUCAUCGAAGGAUUGCCGCGGCAGUGCACAGUAUGCGGCAACCUAGCGCGCUGGGAGUGCAGCGCGUGCGCGCGCGGCGGCUCGCUGGAGGCGGGCGCGCUCUGCGCCGCCUGUGUGCGCCUCGCGCACGCGUCGCGCCCGCACCACAAGGCAACGCCGUUGCUGGUGCCGGAGGAAUGGACGAGCGUGCUGGAGGGAGCACCCGCGCCGCGCGUGUACAUGGAGUUGUUCGCAGUGCUCUGCAUCGAGACCAGCCACUACGUGGCCUUCGUGAAGGCGGGGCAGGCGCUCGACGCGCCCUGGUGCUUCUUCGACUCCAUGGCGGACCGCAAGGGCGAGCGCAACGGCUACAACAUCCCCGAGUGCGUGUGCAUCCCGGAGCUGGGCGCGUGGCUGAGCGAGGAGGGCGCGCGCGCGCUGCUGGCGGGCGCGCCGCGGGACCGCCAGCUGCCCGCGCCCGCCAAGCGCCUGCUCGCCGACGCCUACAUGUGCUUCUACCGCAGCCCCGACGUCGCCAUGUACCGAUAACUUCCUAGGGUCAUGCACUAUUACCAGACUAAACAUCGUCACCCGGUAUGAAUUACCCCAUGUACUUAAUACAUUUUUUAGAACGUUUUGAGGGCCCGCGCUAGCUGACGCGGUACCCGGAACGGACGCCCGUCUAAUAAGAAAUAGUAUAGACAGCGCUAAAUGGAGCGGGCGUGUGCGGUGGAAUAUGGAAUCUAUAAUAUGUAUAUUGGCUGGACCCGCGAGCUUCUCGAGCGCAGCUAUAGCGGACGCCCUGGCGGUGACAGAAGGUUUGGGGAAUAACGUGACGAGUAACUUUUCUAUUAUAUUUGGGCCCGUGACGUGAGUCUACUAUACUAUAUGUCACUUCAUAGAAACACCGCACCAUCUGAGUCAACUGACAGACUUGCUAAAUAUAGCUAUGUAUUUAUUUAGAUUUAAAUAUUGUUAUUAUAUAGUUGACUAAUAUUAAAUAUAAAUAAUUAUGUAUAGUAUUGUAAUCUUUACGUGAAAUACGUUAGAUUAAUGUUAAAAAAAUAAACAAUUGGAUAGAAGAAUACGAGUCAAAAAUACGACACAAACUUUGCUUUAGUAACUGGGUAUUAAAAACUUCAAUAUGUAGAUAAAAGUAUUUUCAAAAAUAUUAUAAUACAUUAUUUAGAAGAUAGACCAUCAGUCAAAUGUUAUUUUUAGGUAAUUAAGUAUGAUGUGCAAUGCAGAAAUAUACACCGUGUUUCUUUUAACACUAAAAACCUGAAAACUGUUUGUUCAAAAUCGAGAGUAGAAUCGAUUGAGCUAUAUCUUGAUGGGGAUAAUAUUUUUUGUUCUAAUUUGUAUUAUUA
This is a messenger RNA of Leguminivora glycinivorella, 2856 nucleotides long. RefSeq names its product ubiquitin carboxyl-terminal hydrolase CYLD (gene CYLD). Lineage: Eukaryota; Metazoa; Arthropoda; Insecta; Lepidoptera; Tortricidae. Bases 167 to 2035 code for a protein of 622 amino acids. Gene Ontology annotation, molecular function: K63-linked deubiquitinase activity; cysteine-type deubiquitinase activity. The transcript has 12 exons. The record is from RefSeq and is a predicted model, not a curated record. Gene Ontology annotation, cellular component: cytosol. Gene Ontology annotation, biological process: protein K63-linked deubiquitination.